Penaeus indicus is the source of this 2358-nucleotide messenger RNA. RefSeq lists its product as uncharacterized. The coding region runs from base 1 to 2358 and encodes 785 amino acids. The transcript has 5 exons. Lineage: Eukaryota; Metazoa; Arthropoda; Malacostraca; Decapoda; Penaeidae. The record is from RefSeq and is a predicted model, not a curated record.
AUGAACAGCUGGAGAAUCAUAAUUUGCCUACUGUUCAUCGCACAACGUGUUUCAAGUGGUGAAAUCUAUACAAAUGUGAGUGGUGGUGUAGUGACUAGUGAGGUGUGUGUUGACAUGGCUGAACGAUAUAUUAUACCGGACGAACGGAUAAGCACAGCAAAGAUAAGAUAUUCAAGUGUUGAACUAAAGAAGCUACGGUACAAGUGCGGCGUUAUUGGCGUAAGUGAGACAUGGUUUUCAAGAAACAAACCAGCAGAAUUAUAUAUGCUGCCUGGGUACGAGUUGAUACACAAAGAUCGUGAAACGAGAGGAGGGGGCGUGGCGCUAUACGUUAAAUAUGAACUUGCAUUAAGAAACACAAAUAUUUUUGUACCGGAUAAUUUAGAAUGCGUAUGGACGAUGAUUGAGCAAAACUUUCCCUACCACGUGAAGAAACUCUUUGUAUGUUGCCUAUACCACCCACCAAAUGCACCCUCACACGACGAGUUGCUGGAGCAUCUCGUCACCACUGUGGAUGCUGUGCGAUCGACAUAUAGUGACACUCGUAUAGUAAUACUCGGUGACUGCAAUGAUCUGGAUGUGAACUAUCUAACAACACAACUUAGACUUCGAUGUAUCGUCACAACACCUACUCACGGGAACUCUACAAUCGAUCUUAUUUUAACGGACGCUGAAUUUUACAUAAAUAGCGAAACACAACCACCCAUAGGAUUGAGCCGUCAUCUAUGUGUAGUGAGUCGUCCCGAUGUCCAGCCCGAACAAUCUACUUACAGCGUUCGAACGUUUAGACCCUUCCUGGAUUCAUCUGUACGCCAAUUUGGUCAGUGGAUCACGCAUGAGGAGUGGAGGGAUGUGUUAGCGACUAGCGAUGCCGACGAAGCAGCAGACACGAUGGAGAGGGUACUGUUGGAGCGGUACGAGGCGUGUUUCCCGGAACGACGCCAGAGGAUGAGGAAGGAAAACAAACCUUGGAUCACCGCGAGGAUCCUGCGACUCAUGGAUGCGAGGCGACGCGCGUACGACCGUGGCAACUUGGAUCGCUGGAGAGAGUUGUAUCGCCAAAUCAAGUGGGAAAUUAAAAAUACCAAACGACAAGUAGGACUUAAUAUACAACAAAAUGAUAUUAGUUCCCCUAAAUUUUCCAUGAACGUUAAAGGUAUCUUAGGAGGUCAAAAGAAACCCCUUAAAAUACCCGUUUUGAGCCAUCUUACCAAUAUUGAAAUUUGCAAUACUAUCAAAUCACACUUUACCAAUAUUUGCACACAUUUACCCCCGAUUGACCCAUUGCAAAUUCCUAGUUUUUUACCGGCCUGCGAACCGCCAGUAAUAGACAGAAUAACUGUAUAUAAAGCACUUUUAUCCCUUAAAGCAAACAAAGCCUCACCACCGGGCUCGUUACCUAAGAAACUUUUGCAUGAAUUUGCGUAUGAAAUCAGUGAGCCUUUCACACAUGUAAUUAAAUUAAGUAUUGAGAGUGGUAUCUUCCCUCGUAGAUGGAAAGGGGCCACCAUCACCCCAUUGGCCAAAAAAAGAACAGUUAAUGAAUUAGGUGAUCUACGUCCCCUUUCCCUUACCCCCGAUUUUGGUAAAAUCUUAGAAGGUUUUGUAGCCCAACUAGUUCUCCAAGAUAUUAGACCAAAUUUAGACCCUAAACAGUAUGGCAAUCUAAAGGGGAAGUCACCUUCCCAUUAUUUGACCUCUUUUCUUGACACAAUUUUGAAAGCCCUAGACAAACCCAAGAAAAUUGCCCAAAUUGUUCUGAUAGAUUUCAAAAAGGCUUUCGAUUUGGUACGCUAUCAGGAUACUCUUUCUGACUGGGACAGCAUUACGUGCGGUGUACCUCAGGGCACCCGGCUCGGCCCAGUCAUUUUCCUAGCCAUUAUUGACAGGUUGUGUAGGAACACUGAUAUGCGAGCUAAAUAUGUCGAUGAUUUAACCCUUGCUGAGAUAGUCGAUGUAAACAAUGAAACUCACUUCACUAUGCCAAAUCUAUUGAAUGAACUUUCAGAAGGUUGUGCAUACGCCAAAAAUGACCCCAAAUCCAAUGAAAUGCGAACACCUGUGUGGCAUCCGGGACUCAAACAGGCCCAACACACUCGCCUGGAAAGAAUUCAAAAACGCUGCUUACGCAUAAUAUUGUCACCAAAUUAUGUCGAUUAUAACGACGCCCUUAAUCAACUGAGAUGUGACUCCCUAUACCAGAGACGAGAGGACCUUACACUCCGUUUUGGUAAAUCCCUCCUAGAGUCAAAUGAAUUCAGACACCUCCUCCCACAGUACCUGCACGAGAUCCAUGUUUAUGAAUGCUAUGACUCUGCCAGGACACCCCUCAUAGAAAUCAAGACUUCAAUGUUUUAG